UGAUUCCUAUUCCAAUCUCCAUAAAAUAAUCUGGAUAUAACAUUUGCCAUUUGUCAUUGCGCAGAAUUUCUUUUUUCGGUUUAAUCAUUUGACAAGACCGAAAUUUCGGUCUCAUCUUCAUUUCGGGCCUGCAAUUGGCAAUCUAUAAAAUUCAUCCCUGUCAUGAUGCAAACGUGUCAGACUCGGAUACUAUCGUCGGUGGGAGUCCCUCUUCUUCGCCGGAGUCUGCCUUUGUCUUCCGAUUUCGUCGUUGAUAGCACAAAGAGUAACGGCGAUAAUAGACGGUUAUUAUCACUAUACGCAGCCAGCAAUCGUCUGUUCUGUCUUUGCUCCUGGAGAAGGAGAAUAGGAGGAGUCCGCGCCAUGGAUGAGAACAAUCUCAGCGCUGCUGAAGAUUCGCCGGAGCACAUUGUCGGAAGCUGGUACUCUGUCCCGGACCUUCGACUCCGCGACCACCGCUUCACCGUCCCUCUUGAUUACUCCACUGCCCACCAGAGGAUCUCCGUCUUCGCUCGCGAGGUCGUUGCAGUUGGGAAGGAAGAACAACCUCUGCCAUAUUUGUUGUACUUACAAGGAGGACCUGGUUUUGAGAGUCCACGACCAACCGAAGGCAGUGGAUGGAUAAGAAAAGCAUGUGAAGAAUAUCGUGUUAUUUUGCUGGAUCAGAGAGGUACAGGCUUGUCAACUCCCCUGACUGUAUCAUCGCUCUCACAAUUUACAUCUGCAGAGAAGCAGGUUGACUAUUUGAAACAUUUUCGAGCUGACAAUAUAGUUAAUGAUGCUGAGUUUAUUCGUGUACAUCUUGUACCUGAUGCUGGACCUUGGACAAUUCUAGGGCAGAGCUAUGGUGGUUUUUGUGCAGUUACUUACUUGAGUUUUGCACCACAAGGACUGAAACAAGUCCUCAUUACUGGUGGUAUCCCACCGAUUGGAAAAGAUUGCAGCUCAGAUGCUGUAUAUAGAGCAUGCAUUGAACAGAUACUUCAUCAGAAUGAUAAGUACUACAAGAGAUUUCCUCAGGAUGUUGAAGUUGUUCGUGAACUUGUAAAGUUCUUGGUAGAAUCUGAAGGUGGAGGGGUACUUCUUCCUUCUGGGGGCAAGUUAACCCCACGGGGAUUGCAAACUCUUGGUCUUUCAGCAUUAGGAUCUAGUAGUGGUUUUGAGCGCUUGCACUACAUGUUAGAGAGGGUUUGGGAUCCUAUUCUAGUUCCAGGAGCGCCAAAACGUAUCAGUUACUUUUUCUUGAGGGCUUUUGAGAAUUGGCUGGCAUUUGAUACAAAUCCACUCUAUGCUCUUCUUCAUGAGUCCAUUUAUUGCAAUGGCCAAGGAGCUUCAUCACAGUGGUCUGCUCAUAGAAUAAGGAGUGAACAUGAGAACAGAUUUGAUGCAAUCAAGACAACAAAAGAAGGUGGCUCUGUACUUUUCACAGGAGAGAUGAUAUUCCCAUGGAUGUUUGAUGAAAUUCAUGCCUUGAAACCUUUCAAAGAUGCUGCUCAUUUAUUGGCUGAGAAGAAUGAUUGGCCUCCACUAUAUGACAUUACUUCCUUGAAUAAUAACAAGGUGCCUGUUGCAGCCGCUGUUUAUUACGAAGAUAUGUUUGUUAACUUAAAGCUGGCUAUGGCAACUGCUUCUGAGAUUGCUGGGAUUAGAUUAUGGAUAACCAAUGAAUUCAUGCAUUCUGGUCUGAGAGAUGCAGGGGGACAAGUUUUAGAACAUUUGAUGGGAAUGCUAAAUGGAAAGAAGCCAUUGUUUUGACAGAAAGUUGCCUACCAUUUUUUUGCUUUUAGUUUUUCUGGCUGCGCAAGGUUGUUUUCUUUUUCUUUCUUUCUUUCACUUUUUUUUUCCUUGAAGGUGCACUAAAGUUGUUUUCAGUUGGUAGUCUUGAUAUUUACCAAAAAAAAAAUGUUUGUAGUCUUGAUUAACAUCUUAAUUUUUAUCUUGUUUGUUGAAGAUAUUUCUUGGUAAUUUCUGUUAUGGGCGCAGACAAUGUCUAGCGUCUGAGGUAAAAAAGCUUAGCCAUGGAGUUCGAUGGUUGAGGCGUUCUGAAA
Molecule: messenger RNA, 2048 nt
Organism: Nelumbo nucifera (sacred lotus)
Lineage: Eukaryota; Viridiplantae; Streptophyta; Magnoliopsida; Proteales; Nelumbonaceae
Product: alpha/beta-Hydrolases superfamily protein
Biological process (GO): proteolysis
Molecular function (GO): peptidase activity
Source: RefSeq, a predicted model, not a curated record